CCUCUGCUUAUAGGAUGGAAAAGCAGAUGUGAAGUCUCUCAUGGCGAAGUUUAACACUGGGGGCAACCUGACAGAGGAGGUCUCAAUUGGCAGUCGACCAUUCAAAGCAGGAGGACAUCCUGCCCCUUCAGGAAUACAAGCAAAGAAAAAUGUAUUCACAAACCAAGAGAAUGCCAGUCCGCCUCCAGGGCCCAACAAUUUAUCCAAGUUUGGGACUCCAAGGCCUCCUUUGGGAGUAAAGCCUUCCUUUGAGGAGAAAAAUGACAAGGAUCCCAAACCCCCAUAUCUGAAACCUACUGGAGUAGGCCAGAGAUUUGGGAAUCCAGCAAGCUCAGCCAACAGGGACCCUGAGGGGAAACCAGGAUUUCUGAAACCCGUAGGUCCCAGACCAUUUGAUCAGCCAAAGGAAGAGUCCAAACCUGUAUUCCCGAGGCCCUCUGGGAACAAAGCACUGCUUCAUGCCGUCAAUCAAGAGAAUGACUUAAAAGCUCCUGGCCAAAAGCCUGUUUUCAAUGCUUCAGCACAAGAAAAUGAAUCUAAGCCAGUUUUUGCCAAGUUGGCUGGCCCUAAAGGAAAGUUCCUGACCUCUUCCCAAGACCAUGACCACAAACCCCCUUUCACCAAACCACCAAUUGGACAGAAACCUUUUCUCAAUGCAGAUAUCUCCCCUGAUGACCAGAGCCCCAACAAGGGCACAUUUCCACAGAAGGGGCCUCCUUCCAAGCCCAAAGUCAACCCUCUUAAGCCAACAAAGGAAGAUACUGAGAACAAAGACCAGAGCAUAGACCCCUCAACUAUGCCUUUCCCUGGUGUGACCCUGAAACCUGUUGCCAGCAGAGGGACUCCGGGCUCAGCCCCCAGCCUUCCCAAAAAUCCUGAAGAGAAAAAGGAAGAAAGGAAAAUAGAUGCAGCUAAGAACGUAUUUAUGAGUAAAAUGAACCAGGAUGACUCUAACUCAGGUGCCACUCCACCAAAGUUACCCAAACCACCUUCUAAGCUGACUGUGGCAGGACCUUGGGACCGAAAUCAAGAGAAAGAAAAGGGAGAUAAGCAUUCAGCUGUUCCUAAGCAGAAGCCCUUGCCUGCACUGUUUACCCUCGGCCCAGCCCCACAGAAACCUAGCAGACCACCUACUGUUGACCUGGCUCGAUUCCGAAAGGCCAGUGCUGCAAACAUUUCCAACAAAGGAACAGUGCCUUAUUCUGUGACCACAUUACCUCCACCUCCUCCACCAGCACAUCCUUCGGCUCAACCAGCCCUUCCAGCCUCUUACCCAACACAACCACCAGUUCCAAGUCUACCUCCCAGAAAUAUCAAAGUUCCCUCUGAGCCAAAAAGUUCAGUAAGUGAAGAAAAUUAUGAUGAUGUUGAUAUGCAAUCCAAUGAUCCUGGAAAUCCAGAUGAGGAUCAAGACAGCAAUGAAGAAACAUAUGAAGACAUAGAAACAAAAAAAGAACGAGAGAAGAAGAAGGAUAAAGAAGAGAAGAAAAGACUAGAGCAAGAAAAGAAAGAGCAGAGGGAGAAGGAAAAAAAAGAGCAAGAAAUCAAGAAAAAAUUCAAACUAACAGGCCCUAUUCAAGUCCUUCAUCGAGCUAAGGCUUGCUGUGAUGUCAAAGGAGGGAAGAAUGAGCUGAGUGUCAAGCAAGGAGAGGAAAUUGAAAUAAUCCGUAUCACAGACAAUCCUGAAGGAAAAUGGUUAGGCAGAACCUUCAGGGGUACAUAUGGCUAUAUUAAAACAACAGCAGUGGAGAUCGACUAUGAUUCCUUGAAAAGAAAGAAAAAUUCAAUGAGUACCCUUCCAUCAAGACCCAUGGAAGAUGAUCAAGAACUGUACGAUGAUGUUGCUGAACAUAGUAGCAUUAGCAGUCAUAGUCAAAGUGGAAGUGGAGGAAUGUUCCCAAUUAAGGAUGAUGAAAUUUAUGAUGGUGUUGAAGAUGAUGAUGAUAAUGGCUCCACGCUACAGGGCGAAGAGAAGAAUAAUUCGUGGACCUGGGGGAUUUUGAAGAUGUUAAAGGGAAAAGAUGAGAAAAAGAAAAGUAUACGAAAGAAAUCUAAAGACACUGAGUCAGACAGUAACGAAGAUGUGGUUUUCCCUUCUCCCCCAAAGCACCUUGGAUUGGAUGUAGGAGAUGAAGUCUAUGAUGAUGUGGAUUCCUCUGACUUCCCUGCUCCACCCAUAGAAGUCGGUUUAGGAGCAAACUUUGGCAAAAGCAAGUCAGAAGAAAAAGACCUCAGGAAGCUGAAAAAGCAAGAAAAGGAAGAAAAGGAGUUCAAGAAAAAAUUCAAAUUUGAUGGUGAAAUUAGAGUUCUGUAUACAACUCAAGUGGUGCCUACCUUACCUUCUAAAAAAUGGGGAGCCAGAGAUUUGCAGUUGAAGCCUGGGGAAUCUCUUGAAGUCAUACAAAAUACAGAUGAUACAAAAGUACUCUGCAGGAAUGAAGAGGGGAAAUAUGGCUAUGUCCUUCGGAGCUGUUUGGUAGACAAUGAAGGAGAGAUCUAUGAUGAUAUUGCUGAUGGUUGCAUCUAUGACAACGAUUAGUAGCUUUCCACUUUAAUGGCUGUUUUCAUUAGAUCUUGAUGUGUAUUUUCAGUUUUAAUUGUCAUAUUAUUAAGACAAAACAGCAGAUGAAUAAACAAAAUAUACUGUUUGGAUUUUUUUUUUUAAGUACAAUUCUCAACAAAAGACCUGGAAAUUAGUGCCCUUUUGAGUUAUGUUUAUACAUCCAAAAGAGGUUCAUUGAUGACCUAUGUAUCUGCUUCUUCUACCAUAAUCAUGAACGAACUUUUUUAGAGACUACCUAUGCAAUAUUUUAAGGAUAUACACAGUUCACUAAUAAGAAGCUGAUGGACUUCAGUGACAGCACAUUUGAUAAAGAGGCCUAAGAUAGGAAACAUUGUGAGAAGGAAACCCAUUCACAUUUAAUUUAUGAUUUAAAUCAAGGAAAUAAAUAUAAGUUGGUAUCCAAAAAGGCAAUUUUUCCACUUUAAAAACUUCAGAAAGUUUGCUAAAAUUAAAUUAUAUUCAUCAUAUACUUUGCAUUUUAAGUUUGCAGAAAGUCUUUUCUGUGCUUGUUAAUUUUGAAAACAUAUUAACUGUUUGCUAGAGAGCUUAAAUUAUAAUUUUAUAUAUUUUUGUACAGUCAUUAAGGUAAAUGUUAUAAAAGUAUAAAACCGAUCUAUUUCUUAGCUGAUUUUUGAUAUGCAAAUAAUUUGAUUUUGUUCAUUAUUUAAAGGGAUAUUAUCUGAAAAGUAAAUUAAACUUUGACUAAAUAUAAUCAUAACAUUAUGAGUAAUAUUCUAUGAACAGACCUAUUUUUAAUUCCAAAUCUGUUAGAAAGACUUUAAAACUAUAUUCAAUACCUCUUCUUGUAAGAAUUUUUCUUUUCCAGCAGAGGGAGUACAAAUGAACAUACUGCUAGAAAGAUGUCCCUUAUUUAGUCAUACACUUAAUUCAAAAGCAAACUAGAAUCAAAGCCAAGGGUUAUAUAUCUAGCUCCAGUUUUUUUUUUUU
Antechinus flavipes (yellow-footed antechinus) is the source of this 3511-nucleotide messenger RNA. It is a transcript of the gene FYB1, whose product is annotated as FYN binding protein 1. Lineage: Eukaryota; Metazoa; Chordata; Mammalia; Dasyuromorphia; Dasyuridae. The transcript is spliced from 18 exons. Gene Ontology annotation, biological process: protein localization to plasma membrane; T cell receptor signaling pathway; integrin-mediated signaling pathway. The coding region runs from base 41 to 2539 and encodes 832 amino acids. The record is from RefSeq and is a predicted model, not a curated record. Gene Ontology annotation, molecular function: lipid binding; protein binding. Gene Ontology annotation, cellular component: plasma membrane.